Molecule: messenger RNA, 1341 nt
Organism: Saccharomyces kudriavzevii IFO 1802
Lineage: Eukaryota; Fungi; Ascomycota; Saccharomycetes; Saccharomycetales; Saccharomycetaceae
Gene: TCD2
Product: tRNA threonylcarbamoyladenosine dehydratase
Exons: 1
Coding region: 1-1341 (446 amino acids)
Biological process (GO): cyclic threonylcarbamoyladenosine biosynthetic process
Cellular component (GO): mitochondrial outer membrane
Molecular function (GO): tRNA threonylcarbamoyladenosine dehydratase activity; ubiquitin-like modifier activating enzyme activity
Source: RefSeq, a predicted model, not a curated record
AUGGAAAAGGGUACAUGGAAAAUAAUAACUGCAACAGCACUAUUCGCUGUAGCCAUGACUACUGUCGCAGACUGUGCUUGGACUCGUUGGCAAACGCAAGGGAAAACAGCUGCGCAACGAAGUGAAGAAAAUGAACAAGAACGAACAACCUCUAAGAUAAAUAAGUACCACCAAUAUGAUGAAGAGUUUAUCCGCCAAUCUUUGAAAAACAAUGUUGAUUUUCUUGGUGAGGACAAAAUCACCAAGUUAUCCAACCAAUACGUUGUCGUUGUGGGAGCAGGUGGUGUUGGAUCUUGGGUAGUUAACUCUUUGGUGCGUUCCGGAUGUCGAAAGAUCAGAGUCGUUGAUUUUGACCAAGUUUCAUUGAGUUCCUUAAAUAGACACAGUUGUGCCACACUCAAGGAUGUGGGUACUCCCAAAGUUGAAUGCUUACGAAGGCAUAUGCGUGAAAUUGCACCAUGGUGCAAUAUUGAUCCGAUUAAUGAAUUGUGGACCAUAGAAAAUGGCGAAAGAUUGACUCUUGGAAAUGGAGCGCCUGACUUCGUCGUGGACUGUAUUGAUAAUAUCAAUACAAAAGUUGACUUAUUGGAAUUUUCCUAUAAUCAUGGCAUUAAAGUGAUCUCCUCCAUGGGUGCUUCUGCGAAAAGCGAUCCUACAAAACUUAACGUGGGCGAUCUGGCCACCACUGAAGAAGAUCCUCUGGCAAGAGUGGUGAGAAGAAAACUGAAAAAAAGAGGCAUCUUAUCUGGUAUCCCCGUAGUAUUCAGUGCCGAAAAACCAGAUCCCAAGAAGGCUAAAUUGUUGCCUUUACCGGACGAAGAAUAUGAAAGGGGGAAAGUUGAUGAGCUUAGUGCAUUAAACGAUUUCCGAGUAAGAAUCUUACCAGUUUUGGGUACUAUGCCAAGUUUGUUUGGAUUGAUCAUCACUACAUGGAUCUUGUCCAGCAUAUCCGAUAAACCCUUAGAACCCAUUGAAGGUAAAAAUAGAAUCAAAGUGUAUGAUGGUAUCUACCAAUCAUUGGCAGGUCAAAUGAGCAAGUCCGGUAUACCGGGUCAGCGUAUUCCACUGGCUCUGAAGGAUGUUAGUUACCUCGUCGAAGAAGUGUUCAAGGGUAAGUCGCCGAUCAGCGGCAUCUCCACUAGACUAGCACUAACUAAAUGGGAUCCCCUAAAACCUAUUUCUUUGCAAAAUGUGGUGGUUGUAACUAAAAAUGAACAAAAAAUACACGAGGACCGUGUCUUAAAGGGCCAUGAAAGUCUACAAGAUGUUUAUAGUACCGAAAUCCUGGAAUUGAUUGCACAAAGAUUCAAAGAAGAAGCUUAUUAUUCCCAAUUCAGAUAA